Argiope bruennichi is the source of this 3209-nucleotide messenger RNA. Its product is annotated as solute carrier family 35 member G1-like. Lineage: Eukaryota; Metazoa; Arthropoda; Arachnida; Araneae; Araneidae. Gene Ontology annotation, cellular component: membrane. The transcript has 5 exons. The coding region runs from base 171 to 1889 and encodes 572 amino acids. The record is from RefSeq and is a predicted model, not a curated record.
GCCAUCUUGUCAAUAGAAGGUACUUCAAACUAGAUUGUUGCAGUUACAGAAGUUAAACUAAAGUGAAAAUGAUUGAUCCUGCGAGAGGAUAAAUAUCGGAAGAAAUUGCAUGUUGAAAUAAGUUACGACUGUAUUGGUCUUCUUUGAAUUACGAUUGUUAAAGCAGCAUAAUGGAUAACGACGAUAAUAGACCACGGCCACGUAUGUCUGCUUAUGCAUUCUUUGUACUAGCUUGCCAUGAAGAACAACAGAAGCACCCUGAGGAAUAUGUAGACACUGAUGAAUUCUGGGAGCGAUGUCCUGAUCAAUGGAAGACUAUGUCUGAGCAAGAAAAGCUAAGAUUUAAUCAGAUGGCAGAAGAGGAUAAAAUUAGAUAUGCAUCUGAAAUGGCCAACUACAAACCUGUGGGAGGAGAAAAGGCUCCUGUAAGGAAAAGAAGAACAAAGAAUCCCAAUGCACCCAAGAGACCUUUGCCUGCUUUAUUCUGGUUUGCAAAAAAUGAGCGUCCCAAAGUAAAAGAGCUAAUGCCCGAUGCUGCAGCUAUUGAGGUUUUUGCAGAAGUUGCUCGUCGUUGGAAUAAUGCCUCGAUUGAGACAAAAGCGAAAUAUGAUGUACUUGCUGCUGAAGAUGAAACGCGGUAUCAAAAAGAAGUGAAGGCCUACAAGGAAGCUCCACGACCUUCAGCGCCAUCUGAUGAGAAACCUCUGACGUCACCGGUGGAUAAUCUUUCAUGCAGCAUUGGCUCAGGAACUGGAACAAACAGUGCCAAUAACAAUAUGCCUAACUGGCUUCAAAGAAAACCAUCUGCUAUUCAAGAACAGCCAUUAGUGUCCAAAUAUGGUGAUCAAUUUGAUACAUAUCCCGAUGAUGCUGCAGAGAAGGAUAACAGAAAAUUGAGUGAUCAAACAGAUGGACCAAAAGAUGAGCAGCCAGAAUCUUGUUUCGACAAGAAUUUCUCCUUAUACAAGGGACUGUUUUAUUCAUCUAUGUCUAGUGUCUUCUUUUCCCUCUCUUCUGUCAUUGUGAAAUACGUAAAAGAUAUCAGUCCAGGUGAAUUAGCUGUUUUGAGGUUUGUGGGUAUCUUAAUAUUCACACUCCCUCUUGUGAUAUACAGCAGAGAACCACCCUUUGGACCAAGACCAAUUAGACAUUUACUAAUAUUUAGGGGCUUGGUUGGUGCAACCAGUUUGUUUCUUAGAUUCGUUGCUUUUCAAAAUCUUCCCAUUGCAGAUGCAUCUGUCAUUAUCUUCAGCAUUCCAGUUUUUGUUGCUGUUCUAGCCAGGAUUUUUUUAAAAGAGCCAUGUGGAUUUUUUCAUGCAUUUACUGUACUUUUAACCCUUCUUGGAAUAGUACUAAUCACAAAAUUGCCUCUUAUACUUGCAGAUGAAAUAGCUAAGUACAGCAAAAGUCAUUUCUUUGGUGUAGGAGCAGCCUUAGGGUCUACACUUUUCGGUGCCAGCGUGUAUGUAGUCAUUCGUAAAAUGACAGCUGUUCAUCACUCGAUUAUCAUGUUUAAUUUUGGUUGGGUUGCGAUCAUAGAGACUGUGUGUCUCACCUUUCUCACUGGGGAAUUUGUUGCCCCCACCUGUGGAUUAGAACAGUGGCUAGUCAUUCUGCUAGGUAUAUUCAGUUUUUGUGGUCAGAUGCUUCUCACCUUGGCUCUGAAGACGGAACAUGCAAGUCCAGUGGCCAUUGUCCGUGCUGCUACUGAUAUUGUGUUGGCGUUCUUCUGGCAAAUAUGGUUUUUCAAUGAGAUCCCCGAUGCUUACAGUAUCUCCGGUGCUGUGCUGGUGAGCUCUUGUGUAGUGUUGAUAAGUAUCCGGAAGUGGGUAAUGACUCUGCCUGAACAUUCAUCCAUUAGAAAAAGGGCUUAUUUGUUAACUAUUUAAUAUUUUUUAUGAAUAUAAAUUAACUAAAUUCCUUGUGCAGAACAAUAUUUAUUUUGAUCUGCUGAUAGGCACGGAUGAACGUGAUUACAGAAGUCAUUACCUGAUAAUUUAAUACAUCCAGUGAGGAAAAACAAAUCAUAAUUGAAAUUUUUUAUUAUUCAGUUUCUUUUCCUUAUCAAGAAUUUUUAACUUAAUAUUGUUAACAGAUUUGAAUAACAGUUUUAACAUUUGUAUAUUUAUUUAAAGAUUAGGUAACAUCAAGUCGUUUUAAGUCAUCUAGUCUAUUUAUUUUCAUAGUAAUUCAUUUUAAUUGCUUUUAAUACAUACUCUGCACUUUUUUUGUAAUUAAAGCUAUUUCAAUUUCAGGAUUAUUAUGAAACUAAAUUUAAUUGGAGAACAAAUGAUAUACUUAAUUUCCUUCAUCUUAAAUCCCUAGCAGACAAUUUAUAAAAAAAAUAUAAUUAAAGAUUUGUAGACAAGAUUAGAUGUUUAAUUUUAAGAGAAUCUUUCAUUAGAAUGAAAUAUUCCCGAGUUGCAGUUGGUUUCAAGUGCAUAUUUAAAUAGUGGGAAUAAUAUACUUACAGGGUUCCUAAAUUUGAAUUAGAAUCUAGAAAAGAAGUCUUGUGAUAUAUAAAAUAAAAUGUUAUGAAUUCUGAAAAUGCUGUCUACUUAUAAAGGAAAUAAGAUACUGUAUUCUUAAUGUAUUAAUGUUGAGUUUUAUGAGAGAAAGUAUAGUUAUGGUUAUCAGUUGUUGUGAAAAUAUUUUUUACUGAUGAUGUGCUGUAUAUAUCCUUUAUUUUUAAAAAAUGAAUGUUUGUUGGUUUCUUUGUAUUUGUUGUUUUAUUUAAUAUUUUAAAUUAGUUUUUGUGUAUUAUUUUAGUUUAUAUGAAAUAUUUUGAAUUUUUGAAACAGCCAACAGUAUUUCUGAAAAUAUACUGUGCAAUUUUCCUUUAUAAGAUUCUUACAUCCUGUAGUUUAAAUCUUAUAGUUUCUAAAAACUUGAAUGAUUUUUAAUUAUUAAAUUGCAUAUGUUGCUGGAAUCUUUUUCUCCUGUAGAAAAGCUAUCAAAAAUAUAUCCAAAUUUUUAUAAAGUUGUCAAUUAAGAAUGUACUUUAGCACAGUCUUAAAUUAUUACUUAAUCUAAUGAUUUUUGUGAACUAUGAACAGGGAAGACUGCAGUCUGUGAUAUUUAGUUGAAUGUGUGAAUUAUUUUGAGUACUGUUGCUUUCUCUUUUUGAGAAGUAAAAUUAUUGGUAUUAAUGAAAUGUUUUGUAUCAAAUUGUCAGCAUAAAAUCUGCUGUGAGGAAAGAUAAAUAAAAA